ACCGAAUAUAAAUAGAUCCUGCAUGGUAAAUGAAAUGCCGGUAGCAGCUCGGCGGUCUUUCUGCUUCGACGCUGCAGAGUAUUGACAAACCAGAUAAGAGCUCGCGAAGGGAGGGGAGCGGCUGCAAUUACGACUGUGACCCAUGAUUGUAGACGAAAAGUUACUGGAUGAAGUAGAGGCCAUCUAUUAUUAAAUGCUUAAACGCUGGUUGCAAACGUGUCGAAAAUACAUUGAAGAAUUAUUCUGCCAGUAGCUUACGGCUUGAAAGUACGGUUUUCUUCAUCCAAAGUCAGUGUCAGUAGUUCGAUCGGCUUAUUAUUCUCUUGCGGUUAUUGACUCGUUUCACCGUAGUCUGCUAACCCCAGUUUAGCUGGGAAGGAGUUUCUGUAGCAGCCUCCCGUAAAAUCCAAAAUUUCAGCAUCGCCAAUGGCUCCUUUGGCAAGGAUCUGCUGUCUCACUUCUUAUUUCUGAACAUCUCCAAUUAUUUUGUUGCUCGUAUAGAAAAUGAGCGGUAGUACAUCCAAUGACGGAGAUCCUGACGAGAGUAGUGCAUCAACAAUAAACAGUGAUGGAGAGAGGAUGGACAGCAGCUUGAUCAAGAAAAUCCUCAACGAGAUGAAGAGCGAAUUCACCAAAGCCAAGCCAAAGGAGGACAUUGUCGAUGAAGAGGACGAUGAAGAAGAUGAUGAUGAUGACGAUGAUGAUGAUGAUGAAGAAGAUGAUGAAUGUAAGGAUAGUAAAGAGGUGAAAAUACAGAAGAACUGUUUGGAAAAGUUUGAAAAAGAUAGUAUCGCUGAUCUGAUGGAUCUCAACAACGAUGAGAUGGACGAUGAACAUUGUGAGGAGGAGGAAGAGGCGAUUAAAAUAUUGAAUGAGCAAAUCAGUGAUGAUGAGGAGACUAGCGAAGGUGAUUCUUCAAAAGUUGAAGACGCCAACAAGAAUGAUUCUGAAGAGGGUGAGGAUAGGGUUAACGAAGAAUCGAUAUUAGAAAAUGAUAGUGUAGGUUUCAAUGAAGUACCUGAAAAACAUUCUAGUAGUAAAGUUGAUGUAGGAAAUAGAAAUAAUUCACCUGGAAGCUCAAAGGUAGGUGAAUCAAAGUGUGUACCUUCAGGUUCAAUUAGGAAAUGUAAUGAGGUAAGCUCUCUCAGGCCGAGAAGAUCACGCGCCUCCAUCACAGAUGAUGAUUACUGUGAAGAGGAAGAUGCUUCCCGACAAACCUUCGUUCGCAAACGUUCGCUGAGGAUACAAUCCCAGGUUAAAACCGAACCCGAUAAUCGGGAAGAGUCUACAAGUGGGAAACGUUCGUCGAGACGGUUUUCGAAGGAUUUUAAUAGGGAGUCUGUUCUGCAAAACGCUAUCGCUAGGAAAGAGAAGUCGUUCAGCGCUCUCAAUUCUAGUGAGGAACGUGGCCAGAGGCGAAGCAGUCGUACACCGAAACAAAGUACGAUUGAAACUAAGUUACAACCAAAUAAAUCUCCGAUCAAACCAAAGAACUUGUCAAAACCUGGCUCAACCGACCUCAAACUCAAACCUAAUCAAGGGGUACCCGAGGAAAAAGAGGAUACUAACAACACUAAUGAAGUUAAUAGCGAUUCUGAAAUAAAACCGAUACCUGGUGUGUUUAUUCCAACUGUAGAGUUUGACGUGAGACUUCAGAGUGAUUUUAGUGUGAAAAGUCCUGUAAUUAGCACUGAUCUCUUCAUCAAAUCUGAAGUGAAAGAAGAGGUUGUGGACGAUAUCAGUUUAGCCACCAGCUAUAAAAAGCCGACAAGAGGAAAUAAAAGAAAACGACCGUUCAGAGGUCUCAAGUAUUCGAUGAGAGGAAGCCAUUUGAAAAGCUCGAAUCGUAUGUGGACCAUAAAGCGUCAGAAGAAGAAUGAAUUGGAAGCCAGUGCAAAGGCUAAAGAUAUCAAGGUGUCAGAUAUUGGACAAACCUGUAAUGAGAAGAUCGCCAAUGGGUAUGUCUCAGAAUCAAACUCAAAAAAAGGAAAAGAAGCUUGUUCUGAAGAGGAGAAAAAUUAUGGAGACACACAUUGUAAAAAGCGCAAAAUCGAUGAUACCAAAGAAGACUCUGAAGAGAAAAAAAUGAAACAAAAUGUUCCUUCUCCCGACGUUGCUGAUGCAGUCAAUGGGCCAGAUAAACCAGAACCAGCCAUGCUCUCAACUUGGAACGGUAGCAACGGUCUCUGCCUGUGCAGCUCUAGAGACAAGCUCUACGCCAGGCUGGGUAGCGGGUUGCGGUCUGAGCUGUAUUGCCAGGCGAUAGACUCGCUGGACGGCCGCCUGAUUGGCUGCUGCAACCUGGUGGAGGCGACCAAUCCCCGCAUAGAGCGCGCCAGCGUCAGGGUGCCCUUCCAGGUGCUCUGCCAGGUGCAUCACGAGCGCCUGAUCCGCCACAACUGUUGUCCCGGGUGUGGGUGCUUUUGUACACAGGGAAAGUUUGUCCAGUGUAUAGAAGGCCAUCAUUAUCACAGAGACUGCCAAGCCACCGUUGAUAACGAGGAGGUGUGUCCACACUGUGCCACUAAAUCAGCCGUCGAUGUCAACAUCAGUCUCGGGCUGCACAAGCAUCCCGUGUUCCUUCCACUGCAGAAAACGCCAAAGAAAGUACCGUCAGCGAAGAUGAGUUUCGGCCAAUCGAAAUCUGCGGAUGAGGAGGAGGAGGGGAAAGCUGUGAAAGAGGAGGUAGUUGAGGAGGAGGAAGAUGACGAUCUCCGUCCUCUAGUGCCCCCCUCCGCACUCAUCCUGCCCUCGGCGCUCAAGGUCGCCGCGGAGGGCAUUCCAACCCUGGACAAGGACAAGUUAGACACAUUGUUGCAUGUAGCGUGUUCCCUUUCGCAUCCUAGGCCAAGGUUCACGUUGAGGAAUAUGUACCAAGCUGCCAGAACCGGAGAUGCAGAAAAAAUGGUUCAGAUUCUUGCGUCAGGUCUGAACGCAAACCACCAGUUCCGCGAGUGGUCGCUAGGCUCGGCAAUGCACGCGGCUUGCCACAACGGCCACCUGGCUGUGGUGCACUUGCUGGUGCAAGCGGGCGCCUCGCCUGACAUACUCGACAAGGAGCAGAACACGCCGCUCAUGCUUGCUGUACUGGCUGGCCACAACCGUAUUGUUAACUACCUCGUCAAAGCUGGAGCCAGUGUUUCGUUCAAGGGCAGUGAAGGCAUGACUUCGUUGCAUUUGGCUGCUAAGACUGGCAACCUUGAGGCAUGCCACUACUUGCUCAGCAAUCCCAACAUGCCGCGAUUCUUUAUUGACUCGGUCGACGACGGUAGAUGGACGCCGCUUGUCUGGGCUGCUGAGCACUGUCAUUCCCAUGUUGUCAGGUAUCUGUUGGAGAAACGGGCCGAUCCUCUGGUGAGAGAUGCCGAACAAAACAUAGCGUUGCAUUGGGCUGCACUGGCCGGCAGUGUCGAAAUCACUGAAAGCCUGUUGAACUAUGGAUCUGAAAUCAAUUCUACCAAUACGCAUGGGGAUACAGCAUUGCACAUAGCGGCCCGACAAAACGCAUUCAGCUGUGUUGUUCUGCUGCUGGCGCGGGGCGCCAAGGUGGACAUGCACAACAGAGCCGGCCUGACGCCCCUGGAGUGCUGCCUAGACGUUGAGAGUCCCGCCUACAAGGCAAUCAAGUUGAAUCUCGAGUUGCGGCCUCAUUCGUCCAAGGCCAGAAGGCCUACUAAGAUUCUCACCAAUGACAUCACAAGAGGCCAUGAAACAAGUCCUGUACAAUGCAUCAAUGCUUACGAUGAUGAAGGCGAACCUCAAGACUUUGUUUAUGUAACUGAGAACUGCUUCACGUCUAACAUCACUGUGGACAGAACCAUCACCUCGUUACAGUCUUGUAAGUGCAAAGAAAACACCGCUUGUACAACUGGCUGCUGCCUGUGUGGUAAAAUUAGCAUGCGCUGUUGGUAUGACAAUGAUGGCAAACUGCUUCCUGAAUUCAAUUUCGCAGAUCCACCCAUGCUGUUCGAGUGUAAUUCGGCGUGUCAAUGUAAUAAAUUGACGUGCAAGAACAGAGUCGUGCAGCAUGGUAUCACAGGCAGAUUCCAAUUAUUCAGAACAAAAACCAAUAAAGGGUGGGGUGUUCAAACGUUGAGGUUAAUUCAGAAAGGCACUUAUGUUUGCGAAUACAUUGGUGAAAUAAUAUCCGACUGUGAGGCAGAUACCAGAGAAGAUGACUCCUAUCUAUUCGAUUUGGAUAAUAGGGACGGAGAAACAUACUGCAUCGAUGCAUGUCGAUAUGGCAACAUUGCCCGCUUCAUCAACCACAUGUGUGUUCCGAACCUGUUGCCUGUACGUGUGUUCAUCGACCACCAAGAUCUACAUUUUCCCAGAAUUGCAUUUUUCGCCAACAGGGACAUCAUGGCCUACGAAGAACUGGGAUUCGAUUACGGAGAGAAGUUCUGGAUUAUCAAGUAUAAAUCGUUCACGUGUACCUGCGGUGCAGAGAAGUGUCGCUAUUCGCAAACAACAAUUCAGCAAACGCUUGAAAACUACAACCGAAAACUUCAGCUAGAAGAGAGCAUCUCUGAACUCUGAACUUAAUGACAAUAAGUAAUAGAAUAAUUAGUUUAAAUUAAUAUUUGUAAACCGAUCUCCAUUUUAAUGUAUUGAUGUGGACAAAUAUUUAAAAAAUGUUAAAUUGUGUGUACUGAUGUGUUAGAUUUAAUAGUUUACAACGAUUCAAUUUUAUAAUUUACCUUACCUUUUUUAAAGUUUGAAAGCUUUUAUCCAAACAUUUUCAUAGUGAUGUGUUAGUUUUCAACGAUUCAAUUUUAUAAUUUUCCCUCAACUUUUUUAAAGUUUGAAAGCUUUUAUCCAGACAUUUUUAAUAGUUUACUAGUAUUUUUACCUGGUUAACGAAUUGUUAUUUUUAUAGUAAUAAUUUGUACCCCAUAGUUAUUUGGAACAACAUCAACAAGGUCAUUUUGAAUAAAAGUGGUUGACUGUCCUGGAAAUAAAGUAGGCCUAUAGGAUCUCAUUCUCGAUUUUCAUUGGUUAGAGUUAGAGCAUUCAAGUCACUGGAACAAUAAUUUUAUUAUGAUUGUCCAAUUAAAAAAUCAUUAGAAUCCUUCUUACCUCUUUCUCAUAAACAAUUACUCAUAAUAAGUUACUCAUCCACUUGAUACCUCAGUCGAUAAAAGCUAUACUACACUCACAUACUAAGUGAUUAAAAUGAUUACUCUGUUGCAUAUCCAUAUUUUUCACUAUUAAAAUUAAACUUGAUUAAAAAAAAACACUUAUGGAGUAAAAAUGCACUUACAUUAGUAGUGACGAUCGUUUCGACCUGUUGUUGGUCAUCAUCAGACACUUGACGUCAUCAUCAGACGCUUGAGUCUGAUAAUGAUCAACAACAGGUCGAAACGAACGUCACUACUAAUGUAAGUGCAUUUUCACUCCAUAAGUGUUUUUUUUCAAAUUCAAGUUUGAUUAAAAUGAUAUUGAAAGAUCUAAUUGCCUUGGAACUCAUUUCUUGAUUUUGAUAUUUUUUUUUAAAGUAAUUAAUGUUAAUGAAAUUGAAACACGAUUUUUCUUUUAUCUUCACAAUAUUCAAGGUAAUUAAUUAGUAGCCUAUUCAAUAAAAGUAAAGUAAAAAUCUGCCUUCUCUUUGGCUUUAUCCAGAUUUUUAUUGAAGAUCAAUCAAAUUGAAUGAAAUGAAAGAUUUAUUAGAUUGAAUGAAUUAAAUGUGAAACGUAUCCUAAAAAAUGUUACUGUCUCAUGUAAGAUUUUGACAAGUCGUUCAAAAGUAUAAGGUUUUUAAUAUAGAGUUUUAUAAACAAUCAGUUGAAUUUCCAUCACUUUUUUCGUGUAACUACAGUAGAUUAAAUUAUCUUAAAUGAACGGUUUAUUUUCGGAAUGUGUUCUGUCAUGGCUACAUCUAUUCUGGAUACAGCUAUUCUUAUCUAGAGAUGGCCCAACACUCAAUGUGUUCUUUGUGCUAGUCAGAUUUAUUUGUAUGUUUGAUAUUAAGUAGAGUGAAUAGUUGAUCAUAAAAUGAAUUGAAUUCACUCAGUCAACACCUCAUCAUAUUAGCAAGCUCAUUCAUGUUAUGUUCAUGUUUACUUACUUUUUGUGUAUUAGCCAACUCAUUUACCUGUGAAAUUAUGUUAUGUUCAUAUUUACCCCACUUUUUGUGUAUUCGCCAACUCAUUUACCUGUGAAGUUAUGUUAUGUUCAUGUUUAUCUCAUUGUUGUUUAAUUAUUUGGGCUAUUGUUUAGAACAAUAGAACAGGAAAUUAUGUUUAUAUUCAGACAUUAACUCCAUUCAAUUUAAUAUCUGAUAUGAUUCGAAUUUUUGAAAUACAAUAUGUAAAUGUUUGUGCCGGUUGCACAACAGCCGGUUAAAUUUUAAUCGUGAUUAAUUCCACGAGAACAAAUCAGAGGCGUUUUUUAAAUGACGGCUUCUCUUAUUGGUCUCGUGGAAUUAAUCACGAUUAAAAUUUAACCGACUGUUCUGCAACCGGGUCUUAGUCUUUUAUAAACGUUCUGAUUGGUUUCUGUUAUUGUUUACUAGUCCAACAAAAUGUGGUACGCUAAUGUCGUUCUUAAUAGCUUACAAAUGCGCCCUAAGACUUUGAAAGUCAAUUUAAAGGAAAUAUAAUAAGAGAAUUCGAAGCAUGUCUUUGCAACAGUGUAACUUUUGUAUUGUUACUAUUUUGCUCCCUAAUUAUUAGAAACUUAUUUUAAAUUUAGCAAACGGAAUUCAUCCUUUUGUUUGUCUGACAAACUACUUUUUGAAAGCAUUGUUUGAUGUUUGAUAAAUUACAGUGUAAUCUGGCUUAUCAAUAAUUUGACUUUUGUAGACAUUUACUACUUUGAAAAAGUAUAGACGGGACUAUUUUUAAAUUAGGUAUUAUUAAAUAAUGUAUUAUGCUUGAAUAAUUUUUAUAUUAGUUAUGUUAUAUUGUUUUUAAGUAGGUAUAUUUUAGUAUGUGUCGAUGUUCUCUCAUACCAAAGGUUGUCAUAAACUGCAGAGUGGCACAGGAAAACGGGAAAUUUUAAAUAUUGUCAUCCCCAAGAAUGAAUUCAUAAAACUAAUAAAUCACUAAUGGAAUGUCAUGUAUUAAUAAUGUCAUUAAUGAGCCUGAAAUCACUAUGUCAAAAAGUGGUUUUAAUUUUCAAGAUUACAUCACAAAGAUAGGAUAAUUGGGAAUAGUUAAUUAAAAAUAAGAUAAGAUGUGCUUUCAUCAGGCGUUCAGUGCAACCUGUUAAGGGAACUCUUCAAUGAGAGUGUGGCAAAUCUUGGUGAAUGGCUGUUAAUUCAGAUGGAAAUUACUGAGAUAUUGCAAUUAUUCAAAUGCUAAUGAAUUAAUUAUAAUAAGCUGUUAUUUCAAUUUAAAUGUUUCCAUUGUAGUCAGGGAUUGUUGUAGGACGUGUACGGUGUAUCUUUCUUUGAAAUAUCCCCACAGGAAC
This is a messenger RNA of Nilaparvata lugens (brown planthopper), 7413 nucleotides long. It is a transcript of the gene G9a, whose product is annotated as histone-lysine N-methyltransferase EHMT2. NCBI's taxonomy places the organism in Eukaryota, Metazoa, Arthropoda, Insecta, Hemiptera, Delphacidae. Gene Ontology annotation, molecular function: histone methyltransferase activity; p53 binding; zinc ion binding. The record is from RefSeq and is a predicted model, not a curated record. The transcript is spliced from 18 exons. Gene Ontology annotation, cellular component: nucleus. The coding region runs from base 505 to 4539 and encodes 1344 amino acids.